UUGUGAAGCACUAACACUUGAAAAGCACUUCUUUCUCUCUCUCUCUCUCUCUCUCUCUCUCUCUCUCUCUCUCUCUCUCUCUCUCUCUCUCUCUCUCUCAAUGCUUUACCAAACACACCAUAACACUACUACUACUACUACUACUCAUAUCUUCUUUUUCUUAACAUCUUCAAUUAUUCUCCUCUCUUUUCCUGCAAUUCGCCGGUUCAACAAGAAGUUAUGGAGUGUGUAGAAGGGGCUUUGAAAAGCAGUUUUAUUGCUGUUAAACCAAACAACCACCACCACCCACAGUCAUUUUCCGACGAUUUCUGCGCUAUAACUGGUGUCCCCGGCGACGACUUCUUCGUUGAUGGCCUCCUUGACUUCUCCGACGACGGUGACUUCGAGGAAGAAAACGAUGAUACCCAUGUCCUCCUUCACGACAACAAAAACGACAAACCACUUUCCAUUUCUCCGGUCAAAAAAGCCGAUAUCGGCCAUACCGAGGCUUUCUCUAUCCCGGAGAGCGACCUUUGCCUUCCGGUGGAUGACGUGGCAGACCUUGAAUGGGUUUCUCAUUUCGUCGACGACUCAUUCUCCGGUGGCUACUCUUUAACGUGCCCUGCCGGGAAGUUUCCAGAGAAGAAGUCGGAGCCGGAAACGGAAACUUUCAUAACCGUAAACGUAAACGUAAAACCUUCCUUCACGACUCCGGUUCUUACAAAAGCAAGAAGCAAGCGAACUCGAACCGGCGGCCGGGUUUGGUCACUCGGGACGACGCCGUUGACUGAUUCGUCGACUUCAAGUUCCUCCUCUUCGUCAUGUACUUCAAACCCUUGGCUCUUUUUCCAUGACUCCGCUCAAACCGCCGAGUCAAUUUUAGGGAAACCGCCGGUGAAGAGACAGAAGAAGAGGAAAACCCAUCCACCGGCGGCGGACGCCGGUGGUGGUUCACAGCCUAGGCGUUGCAGUCAUUGCCUCGUACAGAAAACUCCACAGUGGAGAGCCGGUCCGCUAGGCGCCAAAACGCUUUGUAAUGCAUGUGGGGUCCGCUACAAAUCCGGUCGACUGUUGCCGGAAUAUAGACCGGCGUGUAGUCCGACGUUCUCCAGCGAAGUCCACUCUAACAACCACCGGAAAGUUUUGGAAAUGCGGCAGAAGAAGGAGGCCGCCGAGCCCGGUUUACCUUUUCCGGUUCAGAGUUUUUGAAGCAGGAAUGUUAGCUAGUUAGGAAACAGAAAAAAGAAAUUAGGAUUUGUAUAAACCGGGUUUAGUUAGUCACCCGGUUUGGUACGUUAGGUUUUCUAGUAACCGAUUAGUAAGAGACUUUAAUGUAACUUUUAAUUUAUUAAAGUUGUAUCUGUUCUUCUUAA
Messenger RNA from Lactuca sativa (garden lettuce), 1352 nucleotides. Its product is annotated as GATA transcription factor 5. Gene Ontology annotation, cellular component: nucleus. NCBI's taxonomy places the organism in Eukaryota, Viridiplantae, Streptophyta, Magnoliopsida, Asterales, Asteraceae. The record is from RefSeq and is a predicted model, not a curated record. Gene Ontology annotation, biological process: positive regulation of DNA-templated transcription; cell differentiation. Gene Ontology annotation, molecular function: sequence-specific DNA binding; zinc ion binding.